Molecule: messenger RNA, 5446 nt
Organism: Kockovaella imperatae
Lineage: Eukaryota; Fungi; Basidiomycota; Tremellomycetes; Tremellales; Cuniculitremaceae
Exons: 26
Coding region: 304-4962 (1552 amino acids)
Biological process (GO): cytoskeleton-dependent intracellular transport; microtubule-based movement
Cellular component (GO): kinesin complex; microtubule
Molecular function (GO): microtubule binding; microtubule motor activity; ATP binding
Source: RefSeq, a predicted model, not a curated record
CCAAGCCUGGCUAGACGGCUGCACAGCGACUGGCAUCCUCAUUGUUUACAAAUGUCAUCUGCUGAAACGCGGCCACAACCGAAUACGAGAUUUCAAUGUUGUCUCAGUUGAACCUCGCCGGGAUCUCGUGCAUUGAUCUCUCAGACGCCUUUGGAUGGUUUUGACUUUACCUUGAUUAUUCAAUAGCUUGAGAUGGAUGGCUCUGAAGAUACAUGUUCCUGGGGGCCGGGCUUGCAGCUCGUUCUGCUUUGAUCAAACCACCUCGACUUUGCCAGCAGACCCCCGGGUCGCUACGUCUCGAUCAUGUCCGGAGGAAAUAUAAAAGUCGUGGUACGAUGUCGACCGCUGAAUGCUCGAGAGCUCGCCAGAGGCUCAAAGGGUCUCAUCAAGAUGGAUGGAAAUCAGACGACAUUGGAGCCUCCAGAAACUUCUGGAUCCUCUGCAAAGGCUAUAAGCAAGAAACCAAUGUCAUUCUCUUUCGACAAGUCGUAUUGGUCGGCUGGACCUCGAGAUGAACCUGGCUACGCGAGUCAACAAACUCUGUACGACGAUCUUGGCGUGGAACUGCUAGAUCACAGUUUUGAAGGGUUCAAUACGUGUAUAUUUGCAUACGGUCAGACUGGAAGUGGGAAAAGCUAUUCCAUGAUGGGAUACGGCACAGACAAGGGAAUCAUUCCACUGACCACAUCUGAGCUCUUCCGCCGAGUCGAUGAACUCAGUUCUAAGGAUCCGAAUCUGCAGUACACGGUAGAAGUGUCCUACAUCGAGAUCUACAAUGAGAAAGUACGAGAUUUACUCAAUCCCAAGAACAAGGGCAAUUUGAGAGUCCGCGAACAUCCAUCUCUUGGACCGUAUGUAGAGGACCUCAGCCGAUUGGUGGUUGAAGAUUACGGUCAGAUGAUGACUUUGAUGGAUGAGGGCAACAAGGCUCGGACUGUGGCAUCGACCAAUAUGAACGAGACCUCGUCCAGGUCUCAUGCUGUAUUCACCGUCAUCCUCACUCAAAAGCGGCACGAUGCCGACACCAACAUGACUGGCGAGAAGGUGUCCAAAAUCUCCCUCGUCGAUCUGGCAGGCUCGGAAAGACAGGCGUCUACAGGGGCGACUGGCACGAGGUUGCGCGAGGGAGCGAACAUCAACAAGUCGUUGACUACACUUGGCAAGGUCAUUGCUGCACUUGCUCAGGCAAGCAGCCCGGAACCGGGUAAAGCGAAGAAGAAGAAGGACGAUUUCGUGCCGUAUCGAGAUUCGGUACUCACUUGGCUGCUUAAAGAAAGUCUGGGAGGCAAUUCAAAGACGGCGAUGAUUGCGGCUAUUUCUCCCGCUGAUUACGAGGAGACGCUCAGUACGCUACGGUAUGCUGAUGCCGCCAAGCGGAUCAAGACACACGCUGUGGUCAACGAAGACCCCAACGCGAAACUUAUCAGGGAUCUCAAGGAGGAGCUGGAGAUGCUCCGCAGCAAAGUUGCUCAAAGCGGGGGGGUUGGCGAAUCCACCUUUGAUUCUUCUAUACCUCCUGACAGGCAAAUUGUCACGUAUCAAACGAAAGAUGGCGAGAUCCGCCGGGUGACGAAGCUUGAGCUGCAAGACCAACUGGAGGCUUCAGAGAAGCUCAUGCAGAAUCUGAAUCUUACCUGGGAGCAAAAAAUGGCUCAAACUCAGGCUAUACAUGUGGAGCGUGAAAAGGCAUUGGAAGAGAUGGGAAUCACGGUGGACAAAAACGUAGUCGGCGUUAGCGCCCCUCAGAAGCACCCUUCCUUGGUCAAUCUGAAUGAAGACCCUCUGAUGUCUGAAUGUCUCAUUUACCAGAUCAAGCCUGGUAUUACGACGGCUGGAAGUCUUGAUGAAGACGAUGCUCAGAUCAAGCUGACCGGUGCUCAUAUUCUUCCAAAACAUUGCGUGUUCGUCAAUACCGAUGGUGUCGUCACUGUGCAGGCGAUGGACGAUGCGAGGAUGUUCGUCAAUGGUAAACGAGUGGCACCGGAUUCUCCCGUCAAGUUGUUGAAUGGUUUCAGGGUGAUCUUGGGAGAUUUUCAUGUCUUUCGAUUCAAUGACCCGGAGGCUGUCCGCGCCCAUCGUCAAAAGCUCAGAGGCUCGGCUAGCAUUGGCGAUCUUGGGUCUCUCGAAGGUUCACCACAUUUCCGACCAGAGUCUCCGAGCAGACCAGAUGGCGAAAUGAUGGAUUGGACUGCUGCGAGGAGAGAAGUCGCGGACAUUGAGAAGCUGGGAGAUCAGGACUUGGAAAAGCUAUUUGAUGAUAUUGUCAAAGUCCGAACACAGAGAAAGCGGCCUGAAAGUCGCCGCGAUGUGUCAAAUGUCGAUUUCGCCUCAGAAGAUUCACCCGGAGACAAUCCAUGGGCAACAGUGAACGCAACAACCAUCACGUCAAGUAGCCUGGGGACACCUGUGCAUCUCGAAGGCGACCGAUAUGAUCAGGCCCACGUCGACAUACAAUCCGAGGCUUCCACCGAGCAGCCUGUGCCCCGUUGGGUGGCAGCUUUGGAUCAAGGAGUAGCCGAUGCUCAGCUUGAAUCUGCUCACUUGACGAAGCAAUUAAAAAGCUUGGCUCAGGAACUCCGAAAGAGUCGGGCACAGGCGGUCACGGCCAAGGUUUUCGACCAGACCACAAUUGAGCCUGCAAAUUGGUCGUCGAGGGAACUGAGACUCGUCCAAGGAGCAGUCGCUAAGUGGAAGACCUUCCGGACUUUUACAAUAGCCGAAGAGAUUCUCACGAGGGCAGUGGAUCUGAAGGAGGCGAAUAUCAUUGCUCAUGAGAUGGAUAAAAAGGUGUCCUACAAUUUCGUCGUUGUCGAUGGACGCUCUGCCUCGCCCUCUUCGUCUCUGGAUUCUUUGAAUGGCAUCAUGGAAUUUGAGGAUCUAGCAAACGCAUUCACCCCGACUCCUGGACCGUGUGUGGCGAUCAAAGUCCUGGACAAGGAGGCCAACGCCGUCUACACCUGGGAUAUGAAACGCUUCGACCAGCAAAUCGCCAAAAUGCGCCAUGUACUGGCACUGAAGGAGAAACCCGGAUAUUCGAUUCACUUCAAAGUGGAUUCUCCAUUCACCGACAAUCCUCCGCCUUCGUAUUCUUACAUCGGUGCUGCCAAGGCCAGCCUUUCUCUCUUGGCCCAUCAACUCUCUUCCACCGUCACGAUCCCCAUCCUCUGUCCUUACACGAUGGAAGCUGUCGGCUCGUGUCGCGUGGACAUACAAUGCAAUCUGCCAUCAAGAUCUGGCGUCAUGACGCCAGAGAACCUUGACGACUCGUUCAUUACCCCUUUGAGGGUUGGCGAGAAGUUCUCCUUCGCAAUCGCAAUUGAUACGGUCAAAGCCAUCAGUUCGGCGGAUUUCUCGUGCAUCCAUGCCCAACUUCGACUCUCGUCGAUCGUGGGGCCAAGCGUAGAGUCGGAAGACACCUACACGUCUCAGCUGGUCGACUUGGGCAAAUUCUCCUCCACGCACUUGAGCCUGCGAAGGACAAUCACCAUCGUAGCGACAUCGGAGAUCAUAGAAUAUCUCACCACCUCGUGGAUGUCCAUCGAAUUCUUUGCCCGGGUUAGACCCGAGUUCCUCACUCGUCUUGAGCGAUUCGACCGGACGCGAGAGGCUGUGACUACUACUUCUGUGUCUGCUCCCGGGACACCUGUGCGACCUGGCGAGACUCGGCCGUCGAUGCGACGGUGCGAGACUGAUUUCAUUGGUCCGGAGCAGCACGACAUUCUGGUAACUGUUGCCUUGAGCGAGUUAUCGUCAGAGGGCACUUAUGAGAUUGUCGAGGUCGUGGAUGACGUCUUUCAACUUCGUCAAGGCGUCCAGCGUCGACUGACGUUGGGACUCACGCAUUCGUCGGGCAAGACUCUGCCGUGGACCAAAAUCCUGCACUUGUCUACGAGCGACAUUCGGACAGUCAGCAAAGGCACGAUUUCGUCCGUCAGUCGACCUGGGGUGGAAUGUCGAAUGACUGCGCAGGAGGUCAGACUACUUCCUGAUGGGAUCAGUCGGAUGAGUGCAUCGGGUCAAUGGGAUUCAGCGGCUCAUCACAGUCUUCAACUCGACCGUCGGACAUCAUCUCAGCAGCAUCUCCUGGUCCGACUGACGAUUCUUGUCGAUAUUGAGACAGUUUUUGAACCUGCAGUCUUCAGCCUCGAUCUACCAAUGAAGAUUUUGGCUCGAGAUGCUCGACGCUCAAACCUCUUGGCAUUCUUUAGUUCAUCUCGAUCGUUCACCAGUCUCACGUUCACAUUCGCCUUGGACCUCCAACCGCCGAUCGCGAAGUCCGCAGCAGAUCUAUGGCGACUGGAUACGGCCAAAAAGCAUGUGCGAGGACAGGAGGCUCUUGGUGAUUGGAAGCCUAGGAGCUUGAGCUUGUUGAAUGAUUUCGAACGAUUGAAGAGGGUUGAGACCAGUCUGGGCAAUGUCCAAGUGACAAAGGCUGUGUUAGAGAAAUGGGGAGAGAUGGAAUCGCUCAAAGUGGAUGAUGAGCCAGCGCUACUGGGCAAAUGUGUAGAUCUGUGGAAGAAGGCAGUAUACCAGCGCAUCGUUGUUGACGUCUCCAAACGGACGGAAGAGGAGGUUGCCAUGACCAGAAAGCUUCGAAAGCUGUUGCCCGACCUCGAACCUAAGCUUGUACCUACCGUCAAGCUGCAGCCACGAUUGACGGAAGAGAUCAAAUCUGGCACCUUGAUGAUCCUUCGGAACUCUCAAGUGAACUCUUGGGAAAAGAUGUGGUUCUCCUUGAAAAGACCUUAUCUUCUGGUCCAACCUUCACCCAAUGAAAGGGAGACCCAGAUCAUCAAGCUUACCAAUGCCUACGUCAUUGCUUCUCCGGACGUUGAGAAGCUCCUCGGCCGCCGAUUUGCAUUCACCAUCUUUACGCCCUCCAACUCUUAUGUGCUGCAAGCGCCGUCUGCGAGAGACUUGCAAGACUGGAUGACCGUCAUCAGUGCCACUAUUGAGCCUUGACGUACAGCCUCUCACCUUCCUUCCUUCAUUCCUCCACCAUUCGAAUCUACAACUUGAACGAACUUGAUGACCUUGAUGAUUCGGACGAUCACUUACGACUUGUUACGACUAGAUAGGAUAGUCAGCAUCAUCCAUAUCACCUGCAUUUGCUAUAGCUUCUGCGUAUCGUUUUCGUUUUCCCAUUCAUAGCGAUGCUGGAUGCGGUCAUAGCCGAAGCACAAACGUGCUCCCCGAGACUACAUUGUAGAGCGCCAUGGCUCAUUCAUAUGCUUCAGCUCGCAUGGGUUUCAAUCAUUCUGCAUAACAUGGAGCAGCUACAGGUCGACGACAGGAUCAAGGUCAACCUGUUGAGCAUUGCAUGCUCUCCGUAUUGAGCCCUCUGCCUGAGGUAUUUCCCCCCGCCACAUAUGCCGUGCCAGUGCCACAGUCACUGGAUCUCACACUCUCAGAAUGUGAUAUAAGUGCAUGAUGCAUGAUGCAGCGG